Messenger RNA from Camelina sativa (false flax), 2137 nucleotides. RefSeq names its product glycosyltransferase-like At3g57200. The record is from RefSeq and is a predicted model, not a curated record. NCBI's taxonomy places the organism in Eukaryota, Viridiplantae, Streptophyta, Magnoliopsida, Brassicales, Brassicaceae. Gene Ontology annotation, biological process: cellulose biosynthetic process; response to abscisic acid.
CUGAAAAACGGCUCCGUCAUCAGAGAGAGAGAGAGACUACUCCUUUCAAAUUCUCUUCAGUUUCAAUUUCUUCGUCUCCCUCCCACACCCCUCUACACAUACGCAUUGUGGGAUUCAUACAUACAUACAUACUCCCUUUCUUCUUCUAUGCCACUGGCGUUUUUGUUUUUGUUUUUGUAGCAUGGCGGGUCAACACUCCUCUUCCAAACCCUCUGUGUCCUCUCCUUCAUCAUCAUCUUCCUCGCGUCUUUUCUUGCUCGUGACUCUCCUUCCUCUCUCUCUCGCCUGUUUUGCCUUCGUUCUCCAAUGGCGCGGCGGACUCGACGACCCGGUUACCCUUUGGUCUACGGAUCAUCACGAGUUCCCCGGAAUGGUUUCAACCCAACAAGAGAAACGCUCUUCCCGUCGUUCGGUUUCUGAUUCGGGUUGUGUUGAUCUUUUAGGUCAGAGCCGUUCCCCUUCGUUUCCUUAUUUCCGCGAUUGGGAUUUUGCUUACCAAUCGGAUCUCAAACCUAGGAUAUGUAUUACAACAAGCACUUCGGCUGGAUUAGAGCAAACACUGCCAUGGAUUUUCUUUCACAAAGUUAUUGGAGUUUCAACCUUUUAUUUAUUUGUUGAGGGGAAGGCUGCAUCACCAAACGUGUCUCGAGUUUUGGAGUCUAUUCCUGGUGUAAAAGUUAUAUACAGGACAAAAGAAUUAGAAGAACAGCAGGCCAAAAGCCGGAUAUGGAAUGAGACUUGGCUGGCGAGCUUCUUCUACAAACCGUGUAACUAUGAAUUAUUUGUGAAACAGUCCUUGAACAUGGAAAUGGCAAUCAAAAUGGCUCAGGACACUAGUAUGGACUGGAUAAUACAUCUUGACACCGACGAGCUUAUACAUCCUUCUGGAAACCAUGAAUAUUCUUUGCGGAAUUUGCUGGCAAAUGUAUCUGCAAACGUGGAUAUAGCUAUCUUUCCUAAUUAUGAGAGCAGUGUUGAGCGAGAUGAUAUCAAGGUACCUUUCAGUGAGGUAUCAAUGUUCAAGAAGAAUUAUGACCAUCUUCCGAGAGAUGUUUACUUUGGAAGCUAUAAAGAGGCCACUCGUGGAAACCCAAACUACUUUCUAACCUAUGGAAAUGGGAAAGCUGCUGCCCGUGUUCAGAACCAUCUUCGUCCCAAUGGUGCUCAUCGAUGGCACAACUACAGAAAGAGUCCAAAUGAGGUCAAAGUAGAAGAAGCUGCCGUGCUGCACUACACUUAUCCCAGAUUUUCAGAUCUUACCUCAAGACGUGAUCGUUGUGGCUGUAAGCCCACUAAAGUGGAUGUCAAGAGAUGUUUCAUGCUGGAGUUUGACAGAGCUGCAUUUAUUAUUGCUUCAACCGCGAGUACAGAGGAAAUGCUUCAGUGGUACAAAGAGCAUGUUGUGUGGACAGAUGAAAAAUUGAAGUUGAAACUCCUUAGGAAGGGAAUUCUGACCCGCAUUUAUGCUCCCAUGGUUAUAAUCCAAGAGCUAAGGGAAGCGGGUGUUUUCAGCUCCGUGGUAACCGCAGCUCACAUGUCUUUCUCGAAAAACUCUUCAACUGCUGAUUCGACUUUAAGCAAUACCCGAGAAUCUUCUCAGGCAACUGGUAGGAGGAAGGUGUUGGAAUUUCAUCUUGAUCUUGACGGUAAAUCUCAAGUAUCAGCGGUACCACCACUGUCGCCUCCAGGCUUGGAAGCAACCAAGAUGGAACCUUCUGAAAAGUGACUACAAAGAGUGGGAUUUAUUCGAAUGACAUACGAACAGGUUUUGAACCUGAGCUCUGGUGUACAUUUAGGAAAGGUUUUCGUUUAGGUUAUACACACAGAUGAUUCCACAGAUGAAGAGGGAAUAUCAUAUAGCAGGCUUCUAUCAUAUGUACCAUGCAAAAUACUUGAUCAUGUUGAUGAGUCAAUAACUUCAAAUACAACAAAUUCAUUGCCUUCCUCAUCUGACUACUGGUUUUCUUUUGUGCUCUUUUAACUUCAUCGUAUCUCUAACCUCCCUUAUUCAGGUUUAUAGUUUUCUUAAAAUGUGAAGUUUAGUUUCUGAACAUCUUGCUUCUUAUAUUUUUAUUCUAAAGUUGAGGCAAUGACAGAUUCAAGAAUGAGGAGAUCAAGUUUUGAUCUCUAAUACAGA